AUGGCACAAUUUUCACCACCCUCUGUACAGGAACAGAUAUCUGAAGUGUUUGGAAAAAUAACAGCUGAUCAACAUUACACCAAGUAUACAGGUAUACUUAAUGGACUUUACAAUGUGGCCUGUCUGAGUGAUGAAGAAAUCUGGACAAGUGGAAAUGACAGCACCAUGAAACUCUUCAGCAUCAAUCAGGGAUCACGACUCAAAUCAAUCACAACCAAGUCAGGGUACAGACCGCGUGAUAUAGCAGUGACAAAAAGUGGAGAUCUAGUUUAUUCUGAUUACAAUGAUAGAACUGUAAAUAUUGUGAAUAAUGAGAAGAUAGAGGAGGUGAUCAGACUACAGAACUGGAAACCUUGUAGUGUCUCUAAGAAUAGAAACCUGGAUAUCUGUGUCGCUGAUAAUGGAUUAAUUGGAGCAAUAGUUGUGGUCAAUCAGGCCGGGAAACUGAGAUUCAAGUACACUGGACAUACUCCUGCUCCAAAGAACAAACCAUUCAAUCCACGAGGAAUCACCACAGUCAGAGUCACAUCCUUACAGCUGAUAAUUACAAUGACUGUGUCCACAUCAUAG
Molecule: messenger RNA, 570 nt
Organism: Saccostrea echinata
Lineage: Eukaryota; Metazoa; Mollusca; Bivalvia; Ostreida; Ostreidae
Exons: 3
Coding region: 1-570 (189 amino acids)
Source: RefSeq, a predicted model, not a curated record